CCACCGAAGGGAGGGAGAAUCCCCUGGGAUUAACUACUCUGAAUGAGUUUUCUAUAAACAGCUCGACUUACAUAACAGCUUGUAAUCUAGUUAAUACUCCCCCAGCUAGCUUCCUCGUAGUUUUUCUCAGAGCAGAGGAUACACUUAAUUACAAUUUGUUUAGGAAUAGACCGUUGUAUGCAACAGCUGUGGGGGACAAGAGGUGCAGUUCAGAGCGCUCACCAUGUCAGUGGUCGGGAUCGAUGUGGGUUACCAAAACUGUCACAUCGGCGUGGCCAGGAGCGGUGGCAUCGAAACCAUCACCAACGAGUACAGUGACCGAUGCACACCGGCUUGUGUAUCUUUGGCCUCCAAAAACCGCAUGAUUGGAAAUGCUGCCAAGAGUCAAAUGACAACAAACUUCAAAAAUAAAGUUCAUGGAUUCAAAAAGUUCCACGGCAGAGCGUUCGAUGACCCGUUCGUCCAAGCGGAAAAACCCAAACUGCCUUACAGCUUACAUAAACUGCCCAAUGGAAACGCUGGAGUUAAGGUGCGUUAUUUGGAUGAGGACAAAGUGUUCACGGUGGAGCAGAUCACAGGGAUGCUGCUCACCAAGCUGAAGGAGACGUCAGAGAGCGCCCUGAAGAAGCCCGUGGUGGACUGCGUCAUCUCUGUCCCGAGUUUCUUCACCGAUGCUGAAAGGCGAUCGGUGUUCGAUGCAAGUCAAAUAGCGGGGCUGAACUGUUUACGUCUCAUCAACGACACCACUGCAGUGGCUUUGGCCUACGGGAUCUAUAAGCAGGACCUUCCUACUCCGGAAGAGAGGCCAAGAAACGUGGUAUUUGUUGACAUGGGACAUGCGUCCUUCCAGGUCUCCCUCACUGCCUUCCACAAAGGCAAACUCAAGGUCCUCGCCACGGCGUUCGACCUCCACCUUGGCGGGCGCAAUUUUGACGAGGCACUGGUGGAUUUCUUCUGCGAGGAGUUUAAAAGCAAGUACAAGCUAAAUGUGAGGGAGAACCCGAGGGCUCUGCUGCGGCUGCACCAGGAGUGUGAGAAACUGAAGAAGCUAAUGAGCGCCACCUCCUCCGAUCUGCCUCUGAACAUCGAGUGCUUCAUGAAUGACAUCGAUGUUUCCAGCAGGAUGAACAGGGGCCAGUUUGAAGACAUGACUGCUCAAUAUCUGAUGAGAGUGGAGACGCCACUGAAAGCAGUCCUUGAGCAGUCAAAGCUGAGUCGGGAUGAUGUCUACGCUGUGGAGAUAGUUGGAGGAGCCACAAGAAUCCCAGCGGUCAAAGAGAGGAUCGCAAAGUUUUUCGGCAAAGACAUCAGCACCACGCUCAAUGCAGACGAAGCGGUCGCCAGAGGCUGUGCACUCCAGUGUGCCAUUCUGUCUCCAGCAUUUAAGGUGCGGGAGUUCUCCAUCAUUGACGUGGUUCCCUUUCCCAUUACUCUUCGCUGGAAAACACCUACAGAGGAUGCACUGGGUGAGUGCGAGGUGUUCAGCAAGAAUCACGCUGCUCCAUUUUCCAAAGUCAUCACCUUUCACAAGAAGGAGCCCUUUGACCUUGAAGCCUUCUACAGCUGCCCUCAAGAGCUCCCCUACCCAGACCACAGGAUAGGAUGUUUCUCCGUACAGAAUGUGGCUCCGCAGCCCGACGGAGAAAGCUCUAAAGUGAAGGUGAAAGUGCGCGUUAACGUCCAUGGCAUCUUCAGCGUGUCCAGCGCCUCUCUGAUUGAAAAACAGAAAGGGGAGGACAUGCAAAUCGACUCGGAGCCGAUGGUGCAGACCGAAGGCGGAGCAGAGGAACAGACCAAAAUGCAGGUGGACCAGGAAGGCCAAGGUCAGGGGGACCAGCAGAACGAGGACAACGGUUCCAACACUAAGGAUUGGGCGUGUGGGGAAAAGACGGACGCAGCAGCAGUAGCAGCAGGAGGGAGCAAACCCAGAGUCCAAGUGAAAAGUACCGAGCUGCCCGUGGUGGCCAACAACAUCCGACAGCUCGACCGUGACGUCCUCAAAGACUUUGUGGAUUGUGAGCACCAGAUGAUCAUCCAGGACAAAUUUGUCAAAGAGCUCAAUGAUGCCAAAAAUGCUGUUGAGGAGUACGUAUACGAACUUCGGGACAAACUUUGUGGGAUCUAUGAAAAGUAUAUCACGCUGGAUGACAGUAACCGGCUGACACUGAUGCUGGAGGACACAGAGAACUGGCUGUAUGAGGAGGGAGAGGACCAACCCAAACACGUCUAUGAGGAGAAGCUGGAUGCCCUCAAGACGUUGGGUCAACCCAUUCAGGAUCGGCACAGAGAGCACGAGGACCGGCCGAGGGCUUUUGAAGAGCUGGGAAAGAAAAUACAACUCUGUAUAAAGUUUGUUGAUUCCUAUAAACAGAAGGAUGAGCAAUACCUGCAGCUGAGUGCAGAGGAAAUGAUCGCUGUGGAGAGGUGUGUGAGUGACAGCAUGGUUUGGAUGAACAGCAGGAUGAACGCACAGAGCAAACUUGGCAUUACUCAAGACCCCGUUGUCAAAGUGGCAGACAUCAUCGGCAAAAUACAGGAACUGGAGGAUGCGUGUAACCCAUUGAUGAACAGGCAAAGACCCACCGUGGAGGAGGCAGCUGAAGUGAUUGACCAAAGCAGUGCGGCUCACAAUGGCCCUGCAGAGAAGCAAGCGGCAGCAGGAGGGCAGGGAGAUGCAAAGGGAAGCCAGCAGGCAACGCGCGGCACGAAAGAGAUGGAGGUGAACUGAGACCGGUGCCUGAGAAGCAAACUCCUAAAUCAUCCCUGCGUUUACCACAGCUGACCGUUUAGACCGUAGGAACGUCAACUGUUUCAAUCGACUGUUUCCCAAUCGUCACCGGCUACUUCUGUGGAUUUGGGACUUUUUGUUUUAUUGUUUCAAUCUGUAUUUGCGUCAAUGGUGUGCUUUACUUCCUCAAAGAUUUUACAUACUUAAUAAAUGAAAGAAUGAUGCAAUAGUUGAAACUCUGAAUCUGAUGUUACACUGUUUCUUUCGUGCCACACAGGAAGGAUCCUUGUCUUCGCGUUCCGUGUGUCUCAUAUGAACCCAGUAUCGACAGUAAAUCUUUCCCUUUUAAAAAGGAAUGUUGUAUGCAAUGAUCCAACUUAUACAUAUUUGUGUCUAAUGAGCUUGAAAUGAUGUCCAUGUCUUUAAAAGCUGUAAAUACUAUUUAAGUAAAUUAAAGCGGCCAGCGUAUAUAAAAUAUUCAUGAAGAACAUAUUCCUAGUAGACUAGUGUUUGAGAAACACCAAAUGUCUUUAUUAGGCGAUUGGUUUCUUUUUUGUUUUCUGGCAUUUUCCACAUUUAAAUAAAGAGAUUCUGGACUGUAACACCCG
This is a messenger RNA of Gasterosteus aculeatus aculeatus (three-spined stickleback), 3336 nucleotides long. RefSeq names its product heat shock protein 4 like (gene hspa4l). Gene Ontology annotation, molecular function: ATP binding; ATP-dependent protein folding chaperone. Gene Ontology annotation, biological process: protein folding. Lineage: Eukaryota; Metazoa; Chordata; Actinopteri; Perciformes; Gasterosteidae. Gene Ontology annotation, cellular component: nucleus; cytosol. The record is from RefSeq and is a predicted model, not a curated record.